Messenger RNA from Trifolium pratense (red clover), 1925 nucleotides. RefSeq names its product glucan endo-1,3-beta-glucosidase 2-like. Gene Ontology annotation, molecular function: hydrolase activity, hydrolyzing O-glycosyl compounds. The record is from RefSeq and is a predicted model, not a curated record. Gene Ontology annotation, cellular component: plasma membrane. The coding region runs from base 309 to 1787 and encodes 492 amino acids. Lineage: Eukaryota; Viridiplantae; Streptophyta; Magnoliopsida; Fabales; Fabaceae. The transcript has 4 exons. Gene Ontology annotation, biological process: carbohydrate metabolic process.
AGACUAUGACUUAUGUGACCAAUUGCUAGAAAAUAAGUUCUAUAUAAACGGCAAUUAUUUGUAUGGGAGUCAAUAUAUUUACAUUAAUUUUAGUUUACUGUUUAUUUAUUGCCUUAUUCCUUUCUUGUUUUCUGCACUUCUUCCUGUGCUUUGUUGAAGUGAAAAUCUAAGACAUUGAUGAUUCCUUAACCCUUUCAUUUUUCUGUCACCUUUUCUAACCACAUUUUUUGACUUGUUCCAUUCCAUCUCUUCAAAAUUCAUUCUUGAGUUUUCACUAUAUUUCUUAUAGAGAUUUGAAGCUUUAAACCAUGGUUAUGCAUUUUCUUCUUCUGCUUCUUCUUGCAGUGUCUACUGUUGCAGCUGAUGAAGAACCAUUUAUUGGAGUGAACAUUGGUACAGAUCUCUCAGACAUGCCUCACCCUACUCAAACAGUUGCAUUGCUCAAAGCUCAACAAAUUCGACACAUUCGAUUAUAUAAUGCAGACAGCGCUAUGCUAACUACAUUAUCAAAAUCAGGAAUUCAAGUUGCUAUCUCUGUCCCUAAUGAAGAGCUUCUCGCAAUAGGCCAAUCAAACUCCACAGCUUUAAAUUGGGUUUCUCGCAAUGUGUUAGCAUAUUAUCCAUCCACAAAUAUCACAUCUAUUUGUGUUGGUUCUGAGGUUUUAACGACACUCCCAAAUGCAGCUAAACUCUUAAUCAAUGCACUUAAGUACAUUCAUUCAGCCCUUGUCGCGUCGAAGCUGGAUUCCAAAAUCAAAGUCUCGACUCCACUUCCUUCUACCAUCAUACUUGAUUCAUUUCCACCUUCACAAGCCUUUUUCAAUACCUCAAUGAAUCAAGUUUUGAUUCCAAUGCUUGAUUUCUUGCAAUCCACUCAAUCUUAUCUCAUGCUUAAUAUUUAUCCUUAUUUUGAUUACAUGGAAUCAAAUGGUUUUAUCCCUUUGGAUUAUGCACUUUUCAAACCACUUCCACCAAACAAAGAAUCUAUUGAUUCUAACACACUUCUUCAUUACUCCAAUGUGUUUGAUGCUGUCAUCGACGCGGCAUAUUUCGCAAUGUCGUAUCUUAAUUACACAAACAUUCCUGUCAUUGUGACUGAAACCGGUUGGCCUUCGAAAGGUAGCUCUAAUGAGCCCGACGCAACACUAGACAAUGCUAAUACUUACAACAGCAAUUUGAUCAAGCAUGUGUUGAACAAAAACGGAACGCCGAAACAUCCCGGAAUCGGUGUUAGUACUUAUAUCUACGAGCUAUACAAUGAGGACAAAAAGCCAGGGGCAUUGUCAGAGAAAAAUUGGGGACUAUUUGAUUCAAAUGGUGUACCUGUUUAUGUUUUACAAUUGACAAAUUCAGGGGCAGUUUUGGCAAAUGAUACAAAAAAUGAAACUUAUUGUGUUGCUAAAGAUGGUGCUGAUCCAAAAAUGUUACAAGCUGGUAUUGAUUGGGCUUGUGGACCUGGAAAAGUGGAUUGUUCUCCAUUGUUGCAAGGAGAACCUUGUUAUGAUCCUGAUAAUGUUGUUGCACAUGCUAAUUAUGCUUUUGAUGCUUAUUAUCAUCAGAUGGGAAAGUCUACAAAGUCUUGUGAUUUCAAUGAUAUGGCUACAAUCUCCACUUCAAAUCCAAGUCAUGGUUCUUGUAUAUUUGCAGGAAGUCUUGGAAGAAAUGGUAACGCCCCUGAACCUUCACCCAAUUUCAUGGAUUCACAUUCUUCUGCAUAUGAAUUGAGAAUUAGAAGCCUUCUUAUUGUGAUAGGACUUCUAAUAUGGGGGGAAGUGGUUUUGCUAUAAUCUUGUGUAUGUGUUGCAGAACAUGCAUUCCUUUCUAAAAUGAAUGAUUGUAAUAUACUAGUUUAGUUUUAAGUGGUUAACGAGUUUUAGUUAGGGUCGGAUGAUAAAAACUAUUUGAAUAUUUUUUUUGUCGGACUU